This is a messenger RNA of Fulvia fulva, 462 nucleotides long. RefSeq names its product Histone H4. Gene Ontology annotation, molecular function: structural constituent of chromatin; protein heterodimerization activity; DNA binding. Bases 1 to 462 code for a protein of 153 amino acids. NCBI's taxonomy places the organism in Eukaryota, Fungi, Ascomycota, Dothideomycetes, Mycosphaerellales, Mycosphaerellaceae. The record is from RefSeq and is a predicted model, not a curated record. The transcript has 3 exons. Gene Ontology annotation, biological process: nucleosome assembly.
AUGGCUCGCUAUCGCCCUUCCAAUGCAGAACUGUUGCGCUCAGACGUACCACACCGCACACAACCCACACCAGCGAGCACUCACAGUUAUCGCAUUCCUCCAUCAACAAUGGCGUCCGGCGGCAAAGGAAAAACAGGAGUGGGAAUUGGAGCCGGCGGCAAAGGACUCGGUCAGGGUGGAAAGACGCCCAAGCGACAUCGCAAGAUCCUCCGCGACAACAUCCAAGGCGUCACCAAAGGAGACAUCCGUCGCCUCGCGCGCCGUGGCGGUGUCAAACGCAUCUCUGGUCAGAUCUACGACGAGACACGGUCGGUGUUGAGGAUUCGCUUGACGGACAUCCUGAAAGACAUCUGCGCAGUAGUCGAGUCUUGCGGCCGGAAGACUGUGUGUGUCACAGAUGUGGUCUUUGUACUGAACCGCUUGGGACGGCCGAUCUAUGGCUUUGGUGAGGGGGCGAGAUGA